AUGUUCUCUUCGCCGAAGGACACCUCGAUCUUCUUCCUUCCUUUCUUUGCGGUCGCGUACCUGCAUCCUGGGCACCGGCAGGACCAGAAUUGGACAUAUCGACAAGCUAUUACAAACCAUGUUCUUAAGGUCUCUCUGCGAGUAUUUUCAGCACUCCGAAUGAGACCAUCUCUCUCCCUAAGCCCGCAUAUCGAAGGUGAACGGUUUGUCCUAGUGGAGCCUGCACAGUCCAAUCUGUACACCGGCGUCGCAGUAAACGAAAAGAUCAAGCCAGAGACGAUAGGGGGUACGUGGUACCCAAGACGCUUCUCACAAGGCUGUACCAUCCCCAAAGAUGAACACGUCGUAUUGCAUUUUCAUGGUGGAUCGUACAUACUGGGCAACGGCCGAACAGCCUCUUGUGGCUUUUUGGCCAAGAACUUUCUGGCGUACACCCCAUCCGCCUAUGUAUUCUCUCUUCAAUAUCGAUUAGCUGGUGACCAGAAAGGUCGCUUUCCAGCCCAGCUUCAAGAUGUCAUUUCGGCUUACUCUUACUUGAUCCAUACCCUGCAUAUCCCUGCAUCGCGCAUUGUGCUUAGUGGCGACAGCUGUGGAGGGGACCUUGUGUUGGGACUAUUACGAUAUAUCGUGCAAUACAACUGUACGUCUCUUCUUCCAGCACCAAAGUGCGGCUGGGUCUUCUCACCCUGGUGCAAUGUUUUGGAUGCCAAUGACCCCAGCGCCUGGAUCAAGAGCGCAAACUACGAAACGGAGUGUAUUCCCGCAUCGUUCCCUGCCUGGGGUGCAAAAAACUUCCUGGGUGACUUGCAGGUAACUGAACCAGUCGAGGAAUACGUGGCUCCUAUACGACACCCGUUUCAUUUGCCUUCGCCUGUCCUGAUAAUCACUGGUGGCCGGGAGGUGCUAUGUCAGGAACAUCAAGAACUCGCAGAAGCUUUUAGAGCGAUUCCACAGAAUAAGUCUUCUGUUGCACUUUUUGUGGAGGAAAAUGUGCCUCAUGACGUGUUGAUGGUUGGCUGGCUCAUGGGAUUUCGGACAGAGGCGCGUCGGUGCUCAGAAAGAGCUGGGGAAUUUGUGAGAGGGCUACAGUCGGUGACAACGAAUGCCUAG
Molecule: messenger RNA, 1110 nt
Organism: Penicillium antarcticum
Lineage: Eukaryota; Fungi; Ascomycota; Eurotiomycetes; Eurotiales; Aspergillaceae
Product: alpha/beta hydrolase
Exons: 1
Coding region: 1-1110 (369 amino acids)
Molecular function (GO): hydrolase activity
Source: RefSeq, a predicted model, not a curated record